AUGUCUACCACCGCUGAGCUCGCCUGCUCUUACGCAGCCCUCAUCCUCGCCGAUGACGGCGUUGAGGUCACUGCCGACAAGCUCCAGACUCUUCUGGAUGCCGCCAAGAUCCAGGAAGUCGAGCCCAUCUGGACCUCCAUCUUCGCCAAGGCCCUCGAGGGUAAGGACAUCAAGGAGCUCCUGACCAACGUCGGUGCCGGUGGCGCUGCUGCCCCGGCCGGUGCUGUCGCCGCCGCUGGUGGUGAGGCCGCCGCCGAGGAGAAGAAGGAGGAGAAGGAGGAGGAGAAGGAGGAGUCCGACGAGGACAUGGGCUUCGGUCUGUUCGACUAA
Penicillium lagena is the source of this 330-nucleotide messenger RNA. RefSeq names its product ribosomal protein P1 (gene rpp1). The record is from RefSeq and is a predicted model, not a curated record. Gene Ontology annotation, biological process: translational elongation; cytoplasmic translation. The transcript is spliced from 4 exons. Gene Ontology annotation, cellular component: cytosolic large ribosomal subunit; ribosome. Bases 1 to 330 code for a protein of 109 amino acids. NCBI's taxonomy places the organism in Eukaryota, Fungi, Ascomycota, Eurotiomycetes, Eurotiales, Aspergillaceae. Gene Ontology annotation, molecular function: protein kinase activator activity; ribonucleoprotein complex binding; structural constituent of ribosome.